Talaromyces proteolyticus is the source of this 1256-nucleotide messenger RNA. RefSeq lists its product as uncharacterized. The transcript has 5 exons. Bases 108 to 1088 code for a protein of 326 amino acids. NCBI's taxonomy places the organism in Eukaryota, Fungi, Ascomycota, Eurotiomycetes, Eurotiales, Trichocomaceae. The record is from RefSeq and is a predicted model, not a curated record.
CAAGCAACAAUAAUAGUAAUUCACUUUCAUCACUACAAUUUAUUCUACCGUACUACGUGAUCUAUCCAUCUAGCUCAACUCAACAGUGGUUAUUCACAUCAAACAUCAUGCCUUCUGUUUUAUUGGUCGGUGCAACUGGAAUGCUCGGAGCAUCACUCUCCCGGCAGCUGAAAGAAAAAUAUCCUAACUGGCCACUUACUGUAUAUUUCCGAAAUGUACAGGCUGAUUAUUGGUUUCGCAAUGUCGUUGGUGUGGACACAAUCGAACAUGGAGCAUUCGAGGAUACGGCCAAAGUCCGAGCUUUAGCGGCAGAACAUGACAUUGUGAUCAACACCGGGUCUUCUUUUGACCCCACUCUAUCUCAAGCAAUUGUUGAAGGAUUGAAACAAAGGAGAGGUUCCCAAAAGGGAACUCUGAUUCAUGUUAGCGGUGGAGGUAACUUUAUCGACCUUCGAAAGGAUGGGAAGUAUAGCCCUGAUAGUAAAGUGUGGAAUGAUGCCAAUGAGGAUGACAUCAAACUAAUCAACAGCAGCAUGCUUAAUGGAGCGGCAGAUCGCCUAAUUCUAGAUGCUGGAAAUGAAGGCAAUAUCAAUACAUUCAUCGUUUGCCAGGCAUUGACCUAUGGAGUCGCAGAAGGACCACUACCAUCUCUUGGUAUCGGAUACAAAAUUUUAACAGGAAAUGCCAAAUCAAUUGGAUUUGUUCCUUAUGUUGGUGAUGGCAGCGCACUUCUUAGUGUAAUCCAUGUUAACGAUGCAUUGAACUUCAUAUUGAAAAUUGUUGAUCUGGCUGUAAGCGAGGUAGUUACUGGCCCUGCGGAAAGUCGGUAUUACAAUAUCUACGGGGAACGAGUUGCCUGGAAAGAUGUUGCCACUGUGUUGGCUAGAACUUUGCAUAAAAAGGGGCUCUUCUCUUCCUCGGAGGCCCGAAGUGUACCAAUUGAACAGGCAGGCGAAGGCGAGAUUCCAAAGCUUUUAGGGUCUAACAUGUUGAUGCAAGGUGAUAGAGCAGCAUCACUAGGGUUCAAAGUGACUGCUAGAUCUAUUUUGGAGCACAUCCCAGAGGACUUGGAAGCAUACUCUUUCUAAUAAGACCGCUUGGGUUUGAUAAUUUCAAUAUCAACAGCAAUGCUAGCAAAAUAGCGCAUUAUAUUAGAGAGUUCUGCAGGGCGGCCAACGCCAUCGUUGCAUACAUGUAAUACUAAUCCACAUUGUUAUCUCUUUUCUUCUUAUGCAUUAGUCUAGCAAGCAGCAGCA